AUGAGCGACCGACAGCAGACACAGGCCACGCACGAAAUGCACCCACACAGCCCUAACCAAAACGACCAGGAAGACACGCAAACAACACCAAAAACCUCCACAGACCAACUCCCCAAAGAUGCCCCUGCCCCUCCAUCACCCCCACCCAACGGCGGCCUAAUCGCCUGGCUGCACGUCGCCGCAGGCUUCAUGCUCUUCUUCAACACCUGGGGCAUGCUCAACACCUUCGGCGUCUUCCAAACAUACUACGAAUCGGGUGCUCUCUUCCACCGCUCCUCCUCCGCCAUCUCCUGGAUCGGCUCAGUCCAAGCAUUCAUGCUGCUGCUCGUCGGGUUCGUCACGGGCCCGAUCUACGACCGCGGCUAUCUGCGCGUUUUACUCGUGGUCGGCGCAUUCGGGAUCGUCUUCGGCACGAUGAUGCUCAGUCUGUGCAAGGCGUACUGGCAGGUUCUGCUGGCGCAGGGGUUCUGCGUCGGAAUUGGGGCGGGGUGUCUAUUCGUGCCGUGCGUCUCGAUCCUGCCGACGUAUUUCUCGUCUAAACUUGGUGCCGCGCUCGGUCUCGCUGUUUCGGGCUCCUCGCUCGGCGGAAUCAUCUACCCCAUCGUAUUGAAUCGGCUGCUCGAGCCACUUGGUUUCGGCUGGGCAGUCCGAGUCAUCGGCUUCAUCGCCCUAGCCACCCUCCUCCUGCCCAUCGCGAUCAUGAAGCAGCGCGUCAAACCGCCCAAGGCGCGCGCGCUCGUCGACUGGACCGCAUUCACGGAUCUAUCGUUCAUGACGCUCGUGGUCGCCGGCCUCAUCGCAUUCAUGGGCCUAUUCACACUGCUCUUCUACAUCUCGUACGUUGCGUCCGCGCGCCAUCUCACAUCGACCGACAUGGCGUUCUACCUGGUCCCGAUCCUCAACGCGGCCUCUGUAUUCGGACGCACGAUUCCGACGGCGAUGGCUGAUAGAUUCGGGCCGUUUAAUCUGAUCGGCCCGUUCUGCAUGAUGGUCGGCAUUUUGAUCCUGUGUAUGAUGGCCGUUGUUAAUGAGGCGGGGAUCAUUGUUAUCGCUGUCUUUGGUGGGUUUUUUAGCGGUGCGCUGAUUGGGCUUCCGCCGCUGCUGUUUGUUGCCCUUACGGAGGAUAAGAGUAAGAUUGGGACGAGGAUUGGGAUGGGCUUUGGGAUGAUGGCGUUUGGGGUGCUUGCGGGUGGGCCUGGGGCGGGUGAUAUUCUGGGUGAUGAUGUUGGUGAUCUCAACUGGAAUGGGGUUUGGAUCUUUGGUGGCGUCAGCUGUCUUGUUUCGGCGGCGAUUUUCGUUGCGCUAAGGGUUGCGAGGUUUGGAUUUAGGUUGGUCAAGGCGUAG
Messenger RNA from Aspergillus mulundensis, 1344 nucleotides. RefSeq lists its product as uncharacterized. The coding region runs from base 1 to 1344 and encodes 447 amino acids. The record is from RefSeq and is a predicted model, not a curated record. Lineage: Eukaryota; Fungi; Ascomycota; Eurotiomycetes; Eurotiales; Aspergillaceae. Gene Ontology annotation, biological process: transmembrane transport. The transcript has a single exon. Gene Ontology annotation, cellular component: fungal-type vacuole membrane. Gene Ontology annotation, molecular function: transmembrane transporter activity.